Ambispora leptoticha is the source of this 1690-nucleotide messenger RNA. Lineage: Eukaryota; Fungi; Glomeromycota; Glomeromycetes; Archaeosporales; Ambisporaceae. The record is from the annotation of a GenBank genome assembly.
AUGUACACAAAUUUUCCCACGACACCUCAACCUUCACCGGGUAUCGUAAAUUCGUUCGUGAACGACGUCUCUUGGCCAAAAACAAACGAUAACGACUUGGUCAAGUCUUCAACUCCUCAACAAAACCAAAAUCACCUUGAACUUUUUAAAAGGCACUAUGACAACAAAUCUGAUUCUGAUACAGACAGUGAAAGAAGUAGCAACGGUUCGACAAGUCCUUCGCCAAUCGACUCUACGUCACACAAUACAAUAACCAAUAACCAUACUACUGACGAUACUACAAAAGCUGCGCCCUCAAUGUCGUCUCCAUCCUCUCCACUAAAAAAACACGCAACGAUCGUGAACAAAGGUGAAUUCGAAUCAGAACGACAUUUUUACCCACGUGUCCUAAACGCUACAAUACAUCCGCUGGUUGCAAGUUUUUUACAACUGGGCAACGAACGUAUCAUUGCGCGUUAUACACAUCUAAAUCCUCAAAUUAAGGUUCAGAAGCUCGUCGAAUGUUUAAGCUACCAACCAAAACACUUUCGCUGGGCCGGUUCGGAUCUUUUCAAUGUCACCACAGCGUCGGGACAACGCCAGAUGAUCAUCGUUGAGACGAAUUCAUGCCCAUCAGGACAGAAAUCAAUGCCGUUGUUAUCGGAAACUGAAGAGUUUGGUGGGUAUCGAGUUGUUCUUGAAUCAGCGUUCCAGGAAACACUGGAGAAGGCUGAUCCAUCAUUGGGUGACUUGGCGGUCAUUUGCGAUAAAAAUUAUAUGGAGGCAUCCGGGUAUGCGGCUGUUUUGGCGGAAAUUUCGAGGGAAAAAGUUUGGUAUGUCGAGUAUCAUAUUAAUGAUGAUGAUCCACCGGUGAAGUGGGUUGAUCGUGUGUUGUAUAUCAGGGAUGCUAAUGGAGAAUGGCAUUCAAUUCGUGCUUGUUUCCGAUACGUUACACAAAAGCCAUGGAGUCGAAUUCCUCUCAACACACGCACACUUGUGAUGAAUCAAAUAAUCUCAUGUCUAGCUGGCGGUCGAAAUAAAAUGCUUGCCGCGCGAGCCUAUGAAUUCUAUAACGCAGAAUUAUCAGAUUCCGGGCUAGCUGUUCGAAUGCCAGAAACGAUUAACAAUGUCACAAAGAGCGAGAUUCCUUUAUGGUUACAUAGUAUGGGUGGUCAUGCUGUACUAAAAGAACCUUAUAGUAACGCAGGUCAAGGUGUAUAUACAAUUACAACGCCUCAAGAACUACAACAUUUUCUAGACCAAGAUCACCAUUACGACAAAUUCAUUGUACAAUCACUAGUUGGCAAUGCAUCAUGGUCGUCAAUGACAAGAGCCGGUAGAUUUUAUCAUGUUGGUACCAUUCCAAACAGACGUAACCACACCUAUGUCACGGAUUUGCGUAUGAUGGUCACCGCUAAUAAGGACGGUUUUCGUCCAGUAUGUCUUUAUUCACGGAGGGCACGAAAACCAUUGUUGGGUAAUUUACAAGAUGACCCGUCGAGGACAUCCUGGGAAAUGCUCGGCACAAACCUCUCAGUGAAAGGACCAGACGGUAGAUGGUCAUCAGAACCGGAACGUCUAUUACUAAUGGAUCGCAAAGACUUCAAUCAACUUGGCCUCGGCGUCGACGAUUUGAUCGAUGCGUAUGUGCAGACGUGUCUCUCGGUGAUUGCUAUCGAUAAAAUGUGUAUGCGGUUGAUGCCCGAAGAGG